UUAGAUGCGCCGCUUAAAUAUCGUGCAGCAAGUUGCUGUCUUUGAUAAAGUUUCAAUCUGACAGCAUUUUGCUGUUGAUGGUAAUGAUACCAAGCAUAAGAGGAGGAGGCAUUAUUAGCCUCAUCGGGGGUUUUUGAUGUUGAGGGAGAAGAAUCUAAGCUUUGAGUAUUUUGAAGGGUGGAUUGAAUGGUUGUUGUGACUGGAGUAUCUUUUGAAGGAGAAUUAACAGAAUUUGUGGUGGAUGGUUGAGGUUGUUGUUUCUGUUGGUUUUGUUGUUGUUGUUGAUAAUUUGCCCCCCAGUUUUUUACAGGCCACCCCCAAUUAUUUGUUGGCCAAUAACUCAAAGCGGGGUAAGAAGAAUAGGCAUAAUAAUUCGAUUCUGAAGAAGGAUAGCCAUUUGAAGCAAAAUAUGGAGAAUAUUGGGGCCAUUGCUGAUGAGGCCAAUAUCGGUAAAAAUUCUGAGCUCUCUGCUGGUUUUGGAGAGUCGAAGUUGAGGUAGUAGAGGCCGAAGAAUAAGCUGGGGCCGAAGCGGAAGUACUCGGAACAGCCUGACAUCCCUCAGAUGUUGUGGCAAUUCCGCCAUUUACUAGAUCCUUUCCAACAGCCACAAAUUGAUGUUGUUGUUGAAUGGCAGUGGUAGAAGCCGUUUCUUUUGAAUUUUUAAAACAAAUGUUGGUAGAAGGUGAAUUGUCGUUGUUAGAAUUAUUAUUAGCCGUUUUUCUUGAAUUAAUUGUUGCCAAGUUUUUUUUAUUUAAAUAAAGAGAAAAACUUGUUUUUAAAACUUGUUU
Meloidogyne enterolobii is the source of this 788-nucleotide messenger RNA. The record is from the annotation of a GenBank genome assembly. Lineage: Eukaryota; Metazoa; Nematoda; Chromadorea; Rhabditida; Meloidogynidae.